Messenger RNA from Wasmannia auropunctata (little fire ant), 1193 nucleotides. Its product is annotated as myeloma-overexpressed gene 2 protein homolog. The coding region runs from base 150 to 326 and encodes 58 amino acids. NCBI's taxonomy places the organism in Eukaryota, Metazoa, Arthropoda, Insecta, Hymenoptera, Formicidae. The record is from RefSeq and is a predicted model, not a curated record. Gene Ontology annotation, biological process: negative regulation of protein neddylation. The transcript is spliced from 3 exons.
UAUGCGCAAAUGUAUAUAUUGGUAUGUGUGUAUACCUCUCACAGUUAAAUCGUUGCAUAUCAUACAUUUCUGUCACUACACACGAAGCUUAAUAUAAUUCUCUCAUCGUAACAAAUAAUCAAGCACAUAUUAGGUAAAACGACCUCAAUAUGAAACCAACUCUUGUAGCUGAUGAAAUGUUUCCCGAAGGAGCUGGACCUUACGUUGAAUUAGAAGAGGUUGGAGGUAGUAGGUUACUAGUGGAUCUUACAGCUAGUGAGAAAGCUGUUCAUUCAGAAUUUUUCAAUGAGUUUGAUGAUCUUUACGAUGACGAUGACUUGGAGUAAAAGCAGCGUUCCUAAAAAGUUCAACUACACAGUGCUUUUUGUACAGAUUGCAAUUAAAGCAUUGAAGCAGAAAAUUUCUCGUAGAUCCAUGCAAAUCAUGGGUACAGAAUCAAUGGAUAUCGUAUGUCACAUCAGUUGCGUUCAACAGAAAAUAGCAUUUUAUAUAUUUUAUAAUAUUUAGCAUUGAUAAAAUAAUCUGUGAAUGAUCUUUUUUUCUCCAUGCUUGCGCUCAUGCUGUAUAGCUUACUAUUUUUUUGUUCAGCGUAACGCUGUAUCAUCAAUGCCACUGUACUAUUAUUACUUUUGAUACUUCACAAAUAUCAAAAAUAAUGUAACUAUCAAUUAUUCAUAACAUUGAUAGAGCACAUCUUCAAUAUGCUGAAAGAAAAAUGUGAGUUAAAAAAAAAUUAUGCAAUAGUUUCAAAGUUAUUUCUGUUGAACGUAACUAUUACAGGUAUCAUAUGUUUAUACAUAUAAUAGAUAUGAAAAAUGUUUCAUUUUUUAAGUUUGCUGUAAAAAAAUUACUGCAAACUCUUACAUAUAGUAUAGUUAUUCAAUACACAUCCUUUCCUUUCAAAAGACUAACCACAAACUACAAACUUCAUGUUAUAACAUUAUUACAAUUUAUUUGUAUUUUUAAUUCGAGUCAAAUGUGCGCCUGCAUCUAUCAUACGUCAUUUUACUGCUUACCACAGACAAUUGUUAUUAUAAACGUGCCAUAAGAAAAUGAGAGUACUGGUCAAUAUAUCUCAUACACAUAAUAAUAUUUUAUGAUACUGUAAGAUUAUAAUUUAUAAUACAUAGACGCUAGAGUCAUAUAAACUUGUAUGAUGAUGCACAACUAAAAUAUAGCACCCCAUUCAGUCA